GAUUUUUACUGCGCAAUCGUGAUGCACUAGAUUAUUUUAUAUUAAAACACAAGCUACAAGAGCAAAAACUAAAAUGAAAGCAUCAAAUCAUUAGGGUUAAAUGUUGUUAUAAUCUACCUAGAGACAGAUAGAAGUCACCUUUCAGAAACUAGCUGAAAUAAUAUAAAACAGGAAAAAAGUAAUGACAAAAUGCUGGACAAAAGAAUAAUGUAUAAGAAGGAAAAGACGUCCUUACAGGGGUUGAAAGAACGUUGUGAAGCAAGACUGUUUUGGUUGGGCCGUAGCUCCCAUUUCAAUCUGCUGCGAAAAAGCCGGCAUUUUUCAACGUCUUCCGUAAAGCCGUCAGACAUAACGAAGAUUCAGACUGACGAUUCUGCAUUACCCACAGCCCCGACCCCAGGCCAAGUACUGUACAACAGCGAAGAACAACAUGAUGUUAUAUUUAUGGUGGGUAAGGGAGAAAAUAUUUGGCGUUUCCCGUGUCACUCCUUUAUCCUUCGUGAUGCUUCACCAGCCUUUCAAUCACUGCUUAUUUGCGAAGUUACUAAUUGGGAUCGUGUUCUUACCCUGACUGUAGAGGAUGUCGAGCCACAUGUCUUCGAAAAGCUUUUAAGGUUUGUUUAUUGUGGAGCAGAAGAUGUAUCUCCUACUUCAGUUCAAAUGGCAUUAGAGCUGUUUGCUGCUUCCAAGAAAUACAACAUUCAUAAACUGUCCACCAUCUGCCUUUGCUACUUGUAUGAUCACGUGACAGAAAAGAAUGUUCUUGAAGUACUGACUUACUUGAAGCUGCUCUUUGCUACUAACAGUUACGAUGACGAACAGAACCUGCAGAACGAACUUUUUCUUAAAUGCUUUACUCUCAUAGACGUUUACGCUGAGUUCGUGCUGUCCACCAGUGAUUUCGAUAAUCUAGACUCAGACAUUGUGAUGGACAUCGUCAUUCGAGACACUCUUCAGGUAAAGUCCGAGGUUACAGUUUUUAAAGCUUUGAUUCGCUGGGCUUGCCAAGAAGCUAAACGCCAGAAAAUAGAGCUCAAUUCGAUGAACAAGCGCGCCACUUUAGGAAAGCUCUUAUACUGCUGUAGAUAUUUGGUAAUGAGUAUGCAGGAAUUUUGUGGUGGGCCAGCUAUGUCUGGAGUACUUACUGACGAAGAGAAGGACAUCCUGAUAGCACAUCUUAACGGGGAUUCUUCUAUUCCUCUUCCUGAACAGUUAAGUGACCGGAAAUUGGCGAUCAAGCGGUGUGAACUAUCUGUCCAGUUAACCAAUCCCCCUCCUCCUCUGAAAGGUACCACCAGGAACAGUCCAGACUCUCAAUCAUCUUGUCCAGUAAAGAACAAGAAGAAAUGUAAAAAGCUGCUUAAAGGACUGGAAAGCAUUUUAAUUCAUGUUAUCCAGCUGUUGGACUGAAUAUAUCGUUUUCUAAACUUCGCGGUGAACUUGCUCUAGCGUCUGUUUAAUAAGUUGUUCCUUUUUUGGUAUUCUUUAUUAGGUCUUAUAUAAUUAAGUUUGCUCACAUAUAUGACCACAUGUUUAUUUUGAAACUAUGUAUUGUGUUUGUACCAGCACCUAUAAUAGACCACAAAGGGUUCAACUGAAAAUGUAAAUUUAUCAAAUGUUUGUUUGUUGCUGCAGCAAGAUAUAGGCAAUAAGAUAUGACUGUAGUUCGUCAUAUGAUAUUGAUAUUGUCUUCAUUAAGAUAUAAAAACAAUAACUUAUAUGCAAUUGCAGUAUAUUACACAUUUAAUUAAAUAUUUAUUCAAGCACUGUAAAAAUUAAUUUUUUGUUUACCUUUCAUCAUUCAAAGCUUAUUUUACACUCGUACGUCCAUAAUAUAUUGCUAUUUUUGCCCUGAAAGCGAUGUGAUUUUGUAACAAGUUUAAGUAUACGGGCUUCACAUUAUGGAACUUAAAAAAAUUACCUACUUUUUAUUACAAAAAAAAAAAACUUACAAGAGCUAACUUUAAUUAUUAGUUAUAGAAAUAAGACGACUUUGCUUAUUUAUGGACAAUCAGCUUGUCCAUCUUCAUUAAUGAACCCUUUUUUGAUUGAUAUGCUUAAGUAGUCGAGCAUGGCGGAGGGCUUUCCGUGCGUGUACUGUGAAUCUGCGUAUUCAUGGUUCACGGCCCUUUAUUGCAGAAAUGUCAUUCGAACAUUUAGACAUGGGUGUAUUAUAACACUAAAAUUGUCGGUCAAGUCAAACAAGAGUAGCUCAUUGGAUGGUUGUGGAUGCUGUUCAUUUGCUGCCUUCUUUGUCAAUGCUAAUCAGUUCAAAACCAGGGACGGCUAUGCUUAAAUAACCAUUGUGUAAUUUUCUGCGAAGAUUCUAGAAAAACAAAAACAAGAAUAUCCUCAAACCAUUGAUCCCUUUCUCUUCUUCUUAGCUUCCAUUGAAGUAAUCGCCAUUAAAACCUUGCUGUUUCACUUUCCACCACAUUCUCUGUUGUAAUGUUACUACUCUAAAAUAAUCGUUUUCAUGACCGUAUUUUCUAACAGAUUAUCUACUUACCUCGAUAUAUGCCAAAUUUAUCACUUCUUCUAAGGUACUGCAGAAACAACUUGUUAUGAUCUUCCUUUGUAGCCACAUACUUCGAAGUCUUCCUGUCUCUAACAGUCCAUAAUCUUCACCGUUAAUGGUUUGCACUCAUGCUUUGAAACAGGCCAGAUUGCUAGUUUCAAUCUUUUCAUUUUUGCCACUUUAUGUUUGCCACUUUUUCGUAGGAAGAGAGAAUGUGGAAUGCAUUUAAAUUCAUGAGAUACCUGCGCCUAAUCUCUUAACGUUAUCACAUUCUGUUGUGACCCUAGAUCUAACAAUUAAUUGUCCAGUGUUUCGUUGCAAAUCAUAAUUUUCUUAGGGUCAUUUUGCUUCCUAACUAGGCGCUUAUCUAGUACAUCAACUGAUAAUAUUUAGAUAUUUAGAAAGAAAUGGAAUUUCUUUUUUUCUCGCACAUAUAUACUAGAAGUAGUCUACCGAUUAACGUGCUGGGCUGUACAGAAAUGAUACAAAGUUCGAACCUUGAUAUCAUUAAGUACUUUUUGUCCUUUCAGCUUUUGGGCGUUAAAGCUGUGACUGUCUAACCCGUUAUUCAAUUAAGAAUAUUAAGAGUAGCUGCAUAGGUGGUGGGUGCUGUCUAUUAAUGUUUCUUCAUCUGGUCACCAUAUCUAGAUUAAAGAUGGCUAUGUAUAGAUCUCGGGGGUGUUUUAGCUGUCCGUUUGCCCAUGUGUCCACAUAAGGUUCCAUUCAAGUUGGAUAAACCAAAUACGCAUAUAUUGGUUACGAGUAAAUUGCAGCCGAUUUGUAAUCAUGUUAAUAGCUCAAUAUCUGUUUACUGCUAAAGAAUAAUAUGAUUCAAGAUAGGUGGGGUGCAACAUUUAUCAAAAGGUUUUGACCAAUUUACUGUAAUCAAUUUAACGCAUUUACCAAUGGAUAAACAUGUGACUUAAAACUUAAUAAUAAUUAAGCAGAAAAUAUAAUUUUCUUUUAAUUUUUUGUUGUAAAAUUACUAUUUAAAGUGCAUUUACUGACUGUCAAUAGUUUGAAACCAUUCAUAUUUGUAUUUGUAAAUUGACUUUGUUUAGAACUUAUAAUGGAAAAUUAACUCUCGAACUGAUACAGAAAAGCAUAACAUGUGUAUUUAUAUGGUGUGAUAUUUUUGAUGUUCUGUACUUGUAGCGGCGGGAAGGUUACUUAAUUUCUAUUCUAGUCAGUAAGUUAACCUUUGUUCUAUAAAAUUUGAUUACAGCAUUGUGGGAUGAUACUUUAUAGUGACCUGAUACUGUGAUGUUCAUAUAGCUGCUGUGGUAUGUAUUAAGUCAAUAGUAGAGGAUAUAUAUCGGCUUGUUUACUUCAUAUAUAUCGAUGGCACUGGAGUUAAAAAUAUUUUUUGAUUAACCUAUAAGAACGAUGUGUUACUCAUUGUUGUAAAUUGUGCGACAUUGAAAAUUAUAUAGUAUAUUUCUUAUUUCGUGAAAUGGGGAAAAAUAUUCACCCCGUAUAUAUGCAAAUUGCACUUACUUCAGUCUUAAUAAAAAACUCCAUUGAUCUUUGGUAUGCUAGUUAAACAUGUCCACACGAACUUGUUUCAACGUAACUAGGAUUAAUUCAGAAGAUGGAUGAGUUUUUCAGUUCUAGUGGAAGUUAAGUGUCAUGCUGGCUAAGUGAGAACAGUAACAAAGUGGCUCCACACUAUCCAGAAGAUCGAAGAUGGUGUAACUCCACCAGUCUCCUGGUUUGUAGUUUUAAGAAAUUCAUGCUUUCCUGUUAGCAGAGAGUAGUCUCAACCUUUUCAUUAACGUACACGGAAAUAGCUGAAAGACACUAACACCAGACGCUAAGAUUCAACAUUCCUUGAAUUUAAGAUGUACUUUUUUGUACUGAAUAUGAUAUGAAAGAGAAAUAUGCUAAAGAUGAAUGAGAAUUAACCAAGGGCACAGGAAACGUGGCUAGGGAUCUUAAACAUCUCAUCUAGUGUGUGAAGUAUGUUGUGUAAGAAUAAGAACGAUUCAAGUAAGAACUUUUCAGACUAUAAAGUUUCCAGUUAGUUUUGGAAUAUGGAUGGUGAUGUGAAGCUACUUCGAUCUGCUUGGUCACCAUCUUACUAUUUGUAUGGGUGACAUAUAUAUUUAAAAAAUAUAUGUACAUUUUGUGAAACUCGGCUCAAUGAUAUAGGGUUUGGUGCCACUACAGGUUAGUUUGCGCAUCUACGGUCGAGCUUGGAUUUGUUGAUUAAUUAUCGACACGAGAAGAUUCAAUUACUACAGCAAUUAAGUCUCAACUGAAAACAGUAACCGUUAAUCGUAAUACAUUAAUAUUAGACAAAAGUAAUUCGGUUUUACUUUAUUUUUGUCUACAUAUGCUGUUUCAAAACAGAACUAUGUUAAUAUACCAAGUAGCAUAUCUUUAAGGGAACCUAUUUUGUGAGAUAUAUGCCAAUAACAGAAAGGAGAGAAUGUUUUUGUUCUAAACUUCCAAAGCACGUUUGUUUUAAUUUGAAGUUUGAAGUAUAUUUGCAUAUAAACAUUGAAGUACACAAAACUGAAUGUCGUAUGUAUACACGAAUUCGAUUUUUAUCUAUCGAUAAAGGUUUUUUGAAUCUAAUAUAAGUCUUAUUUGUUAGUAUGUAUAUUGACUUGAUAGAUACAUUUGUAAAGAAAUAUAUAUACAUUUGUUUUUUUUAAAGGAAAAAAUUUAACAUAAGCUCAAUAAUUACAUAGAUCUAGAAAUUCACAUAUUCAUCUACGUUUUAGAUUCUAUCUGAUAUUUGUUGAUUAUAGUGGUUGUUGAGGUAAAAACAUACUUUUGCAUUUAUUCAUCAUUUGCAUUCACACUGCUUGUAUUCAGUUUCAGUAUUGUUUAACUACGUUUAAACAUGCUCUAUGUGUAUUUAAAAGUGGUGAAUAAAACGCCUGGAAAUCUA
Limulus polyphemus (Atlantic horseshoe crab) is the source of this 5417-nucleotide messenger RNA. Its product is annotated as BTB/POZ domain-containing protein 2-like. The coding region runs from base 190 to 1410 and encodes 406 amino acids. The record is from RefSeq and is a predicted model, not a curated record. Gene Ontology annotation, biological process: neurogenesis. Lineage: Eukaryota; Metazoa; Arthropoda; Merostomata; Xiphosura; Limulidae. Gene Ontology annotation, cellular component: cytosol. Gene Ontology annotation, molecular function: protein binding. The transcript has 3 exons.